AUGUCAAAUUCAUCUAUCAACACUGAAGAUCCAAUACUGAUUUCAAGUUUUAGUGAUAUUGAAAAACCAGAUUAUUUUCUAGAUCAUACUUUACAAAUUGAAGAAACAAGAUCUGAAGAAUCUGAAUCUAGAAAUAAUAAAACUAAUAAAUUUAAAUGUUUAAAUAGAAAUUGUAAAAAUUAUAUAAUUGCAAUAAUUGUUUUGGUGGUGGUAUUUAUAUUAGCAAUAGUAUUUGCUGUUAAAUCUAAUGCUUUAUUAGAUGAUCCAAUACGGAAUGGUUUAAAAAAGGAAUUAUUAUCAACUCAUACUUUUCAACACCUAAAAGCUAUAAAAACAAAUUUAAUAGAUCCUUCAACUCCAACAGAUUCAAUAGGUGAUUGGAAUUUAGUAUUUUCAGAUGAAUUUACUCAAGAUAAUAGAACUUUUAAUGAAUAUGAAGAUCAAUUUUUUACAGCUAUAGAUUUAUAUUAUCAAGCAACUCAUGAUUUAGAAUAUUAUUUACCACAAAUGAUUACAACUAAAAAUAGUUUUUUACAAAUUAAAUUUGAUAAAUUUAAUUAUUAUAAUGAUUUAUUAUAUAUUUCUGGAAUGUUACAAAGUUGGAAUAAAUUAUGUUUUAAUAAACAAGCAAGAAUUGAAGUUAUGGCAAAUUUACCACAAGUCGAAAGUGGGUUAUGGCCAGCUGUAUGGUCUUUAGGAAAUUUAGCAAGACCUGGAUAUUUAGCAAGUACUGAUGGUAUUUGGCCAUAUACUUAUAAUGAAUGUGAUUUAGGUACUUUACCAAAUCAAUCAACCACUAAUGAAAGAAUGUCAUAUUUACCUGGUCAAAGAUUAAGUAAAUGUACUUGUUUUGGUAAUGAUCAUCCAAAUAUUGGAAUUGGUAGAGGAGCUCCUGAAAUUGAUAUAAUUGAAGGAUUAUUUCAAUAUAAUAGAACUUGGGGUGUUCAAACUGUACAAGUUGCACCAUUUGAUGAAUGGUGGAGACCUGAUUAUGAAUUUAUUGAUAUAACAAACCAAAAUGAAACUAUAAUAAGAGAAGAUGUUGGAACAGUAUAUCAAGAAUCAAUAUCAUUAGCAACUAAAUUAAACUUGGAUAAGUUUGUUAAAUUUACAAUGGAAUUUGAAAGUUUAGAUUAUAAUUCAAGUUAUAUUAAAUUUGAAAUUGAUGAUAAACAAGUUUUUCAAAUAAAUGGAUCAGCAUUACAUUCAAAUGAAUUUAUAAGUUAUAGACAAAUAACAAAAGAACCAAUGUCAUUAAUUUUUAAUUUAGGAUUAUCUAAAAUAUGGAAUCCAAAUAUAAAUGAAUCAAAUUUGAAUUUACCUUCAAUUUUUUAUAUUGAUUAUAUUAGAAUUUAUCAAAAACAUCAAGAGUUAACUUGUGAUCCAAAAGAUUAUCCAACUAAUUCUUACAUUAAUUCACAUUUAAAUGCAUAUUUGAAUCCAAAUUUAUUAACUUGGAAUGAAGCAGGUUUUCAAUUUCCUAAUAAUUCUUUAAUAAAUCAAUGUAAAAGUCCGAAAAAUUAA
Molecule: messenger RNA, 1524 nt
Organism: Lodderomyces pseudojiufengensis
Lineage: Eukaryota; Fungi; Ascomycota; Pichiomycetes; Serinales; Debaryomycetaceae
Gene: KRE62
Product: Kre62p
Exons: 1
Coding region: 1-1524 (507 amino acids)
Biological process (GO): (1->6)-beta-D-glucan biosynthetic process; fungal-type cell wall organization
Cellular component (GO): endoplasmic reticulum membrane; plasma membrane
Molecular function (GO): glucosidase activity
Source: RefSeq, a predicted model, not a curated record